This is a messenger RNA of Catharus ustulatus (Swainson's thrush), 435 nucleotides long. Its product is annotated as netrin receptor DCC-like. The coding region runs from base 31 to 435 and encodes 134 amino acids. NCBI's taxonomy places the organism in Eukaryota, Metazoa, Chordata, Aves, Passeriformes, Turdidae. The transcript has 2 exons. The record is from RefSeq and is a predicted model, not a curated record.
CCAAAUUUAAAUAAAAAUAAAAUUUUGGAAAUGAUGAUUCCCCUUCCCUGGAUUUGCCUCCUGCUCUGCUGCUCCCUGGAAAAUUCCAGAAUUUCUGCCUCAGCCCUCCCCCCCUUCACCAGCAUCCGCUUCCUCCGCGCUCCCUCCCCCUCCAUAACCGCGCCCGGCUCCGACGUCGUCCUCGACUGCUCUGUGCACGUGGAUGGAACAGAAUCAACACCCAAAAUCCUCUGGAGGAAAGAUUGGGAAUUCCUGGAUGUGGAAAAGGAUGAGAGGAGGAAACAAAUCGAGAAUGGGUCGCUGUGGAUCCGGAACGUUCCGCAGCGGCGGCACCGCGGAGGCCAUGAUGGCGUUUAUCGCUGCUGGGUGGGGCUGGAGGGGCUGGGAGCCGUGGGGAGCAGCGGGGCCAGCGUGGCAAAUCCAGGUAAAGAUUAA